AUGUCUGGACGCGGCAAGCAGGGUGGCAAGGCUCGCGCUAAGGCCAAGACCCGCUCUUCCCGAGCCGGCCUGCAGUUCCCCGUGGGCCGCGUGCACCGGCUGCUCCGCAAGGGCAACUACUCGGAGCGGGUUGGCGCCGGCGCCCCGGUCUACCUGGCGGCCGUGCUCGAGUACCUGACGGCCGAGAUCCUGGAGCUGGCGGGCAACGCGGCCCGGGACAACAAGAAGACGCGCAUCAUCCCGCGCCACCUGCAGCUGGCCAUCCGCAACGACGAGGAGCUCAACAAGCUGCUGGGACGCGUGACCAUCGCGCAGGGCGGCGUCUUGCCCAACAUCCAGGCCGUGCUGCUGCCCAAGAAGACCGAGAGCCACCACAAGGCUAAGGGAAAGUAAAGCCUUAACACGAACUCCCAGGAUCGUCACGAUAAUUGCAAAGGCUCUUUUAAGAGCCACCCACAGUUUCUUUUUAAAGAGCUGCUCACUAGGUCGAGCUCAUGUAGGGAAAUUAGAUGAGUGCACCAUUACCUGGUGUUGCUUACAUUUUUGUUUUUCUGUACAGACG
Sorex fumeus (smoky shrew) is the source of this 562-nucleotide messenger RNA. RefSeq names its product histone H2A type 1-B. The transcript has a single exon. Lineage: Eukaryota; Metazoa; Chordata; Mammalia; Eulipotyphla; Soricidae. The record is from RefSeq and is a predicted model, not a curated record. The coding region runs from base 1 to 393 and encodes 130 amino acids. Gene Ontology annotation, molecular function: DNA binding; protein heterodimerization activity; structural constituent of chromatin. Gene Ontology annotation, cellular component: nucleosome.